Molecule: messenger RNA, 762 nt
Organism: Aricia agestis (brown argus)
Lineage: Eukaryota; Metazoa; Arthropoda; Insecta; Lepidoptera; Lycaenidae
Gene: Gadd45
Product: growth arrest and DNA damage-inducible protein GADD45 alpha
Exons: 3
Coding region: 237-734 (165 amino acids)
Biological process (GO): regulation of cell cycle
Cellular component (GO): cytoplasm; nucleus
Source: RefSeq, a predicted model, not a curated record
CGCCGCGCCCCCCACAAUCCACAACUGAACUCUCAACGCAACUGACGCUCGAUAUUUUAGCGCUCAAAGUUAACUUGUGAAAUUAUUGUGACAUAACUUCAGGAUAUACUAAAGUGCUGAUAACAGAAUUGGAGUGAUUUAUUGAAGUGAAUAAAGUGAAGCCGAACAUUCCAAACCAGUGGAAUAAGGUUAUAAAAAUUAGUGAAAAUCUGAAAAGUGUGAAUCUAAAAUCCAAAAUGUACGAGGAUUCUGUGGUACCUGCAAAAAUGGAGACUUUCAGCGGAGUCACUGCUAAAAGCCCAGUGAGCCAGUGCAUCAGGUCGAUGCUCAGACGAGCAGCGGUGGAGAAGAGGCUUACAAUCGGCCUUCUUCCCGCCAUCCAGCAUCUGUCCAAGAACUGCGAGGGUGCCUUGUUCUGUGUGACCACGGAGGCGACUCCCGGGGACAGUGCUACUCACAUGCAGGAGGUGCUGCUGCAGGCCUUCUGUGUCGAAAACGACAUUUACGUCAUCAAGGUUGAUUCAGAAGUGAAGCUCAAGAAAAUUCUCGGGUUUUGCAAAACACCUUUAGACUUCAGCUGCAUAUUAGUGCACUAUCCGUACGCAGACCCCUUUACUGACAGUCAAGAAAUUGACUUCUCACUGCUAUCAGAGUCGGAGAGAGAUUUGAUCGACUACUGCGAGUCCAAGUGGGGCACUGCUCAAAUGCCGGUCGUCAAGCUGCCGGACAAGUGAAGACUUACAGGAAAAAAUAUUGGAAAAA